Messenger RNA from Contarinia nasturtii (swede midge), 3149 nucleotides. RefSeq lists its product as uncharacterized. Lineage: Eukaryota; Metazoa; Arthropoda; Insecta; Diptera; Cecidomyiidae. The record is from RefSeq and is a predicted model, not a curated record. Gene Ontology annotation, molecular function: chitin binding. Gene Ontology annotation, cellular component: extracellular region. The coding region runs from base 618 to 2486 and encodes 622 amino acids. The transcript has 8 exons.
GUUCAAAUCAAACCGUGUGCCAGUCUUAGCGAGAUGGUCAAUGAGUGAACAACAGUUUUAGUGAUUGUUUCCACAGCAAAAGAAUAUCGGAGCCCAAAUCCAGUGAUAAAGCAAUAAGAUUUAUAAUAAAAAAGUGUAUUUCUUACAUAAAAGGCCCCAAAGUGUGUUUCUGUGAAAUAAAUGUUUAUAAUUUGAAAAGGGGAAAAAGUGGAAGUUUUUUUUUCUUUCAUCUUAUAAAGAAUAAAACAAACAAAACAAACAAUUUUUUAAUCAGCAUUUUUGUACAAAGUUAAGCACAGAUAUUUUAGUUAAUGCUCAUAAAAGCAACCAGUGUAGCCAGUUCAUAGACAACUUUGCACCGCCUCGAAAUCUUAGUUUGGUGUAACAUCGAGGAAAAAGACUUGUACGAUUUUUUAACCAACGCAAUCUACACAUACAAAAUCUAUUCAACGUCAACGACACGCCUCAUACGAAGUCUUAAACUGGAAUUAUAUCGAUUUUCGUAAUCGAUAAUAAAAGCCAACGAACAACAACAACAACAACAGCAUAAAUCACACACGGAUUUGGUUGUGCAUUCGCCAACGAAGACUGAACAACCAGAGUGAAAAAGAAGCACCAUGAAAAUCAUAUUAGUCGGACUAUUAUUAUUGAUACAUAUGAUCGGUGUUCUACAUUCGACGUGUGUAUUUGAGUCUGAGUUCGGUUUCAUAUUGAAUUGCAACUUUAGAAAAUCGUCUUUGUUCCGUGUUAGAAAUCUUGGAGGUGUUAAAGCACAUUUUGGUUUAGGUUUUAGUGUCGGUGAUGACCUCGGAUUGGCCGAAUCGCUGAACAAUCUGGAAGGUGAUAAACGACGAUCGAUCAGUCAUGCGGACGCUCUGAUUGCAACCAAUAGCGUUGGUACGCUGCCAGCUUCGAAAUUGCCUCAGCCACCAGCUGAAGAGAAACAAAGAGCCGUUCAGUCAUUUCCAUAUCCAUAUCCUAAAAAGACAAUGGCUAUAAUGCCAACAACAACUCGUGCACCAAUUUUCUACAAACGAAAUACACCGCAAGCAUUGAUGACCGAAGCACAAUCAUUACCGCUUGGGGUGCCCGCUUUUAGGCCAUUGCAAUCAUCAGCCACAACCAAUAUACAAUCGAUGUUGAAAAAAACGAGCGAAACAUCAGCCACACGCAAGUCAGCAUUACAUCAAUAUCCAGUGCCAAAUUUAAUGGCCGCCAAUUUAACAUUCAUUCAAUCGCAAAUUGCCCAAGCAAAUGGUGGUUCGAUUAAAACGAAUCCAAUGGUCAUAUCACCGCAAGCGAAUGCAUUCAAAGUUCCUGUGCCCGCAUUCCAAGCACUUCCAUCAUCCGUGUCGCGCAUUACAACCGGACAAAUUGUGCAUGCGGACAAUGAAAUUCGAAAAGCAACGCCGGCCGUCGAACAAUACUCCACUGUUCAACGAAUUGAUACAAUCAAUAGAAAGGAUGAUUUCGAUGUUUCAAACCACAAAGCAACAAGCACUCAGCAGCCUCUACCCGAAAUUGAUUUAAAAGGUCAUACUGUUGAAGAAUUGGCUGCAGUGGCAAAUGUUAGUGUUUCGGCCAUUAAAAAAGCCAUCGAAUUACGUCAAAAACAAUUGAUGGCCGUACGAGAUGAAAUGGUACGUAACAAAACGCUCGAAGAGGAACUGAAACGAGAUGAAUUGAUCGCCAAACAAUUGGCCAUGUAUCAACAAGAACAUCAAAAAUUCCUGGCGACCAGCACCAUUGAAGCACCAACAACCGCAUCAACGACCACAACAACGACAACCGUCCGAACAACGACCGCAAAAAAAACAACACGCACUCCAAUUCCACAGAAACUAACCGGAAAAGUGGCAACCAUUAUUCAAAGCAAGGUGAUGAACGCACCAAAAGAGUAUUAUCCGGUUGGAUAUGACAAGAAUUUCGACGACAAUUUCGCGACAAAGGUUGAUUUACCACCCACCGCAUUCCAUUGCGGUGAUCAAAAACAUUUUCCCGGACUUUAUGCUGACGUCGAUUUGGGAUGCAUGGUGUUCCAUGUGUGUGCGCUAACUGACGACGGACUUAUUAUGAAAUCGUUUUUGUGUCCCGAAAGUACGCUGUUCGAUCAAACGGUUUUAAAAUGCAAUUGGUGGUUCUAUGUGGAUUGUAAAUCGAGCAAAUCGUUGUACGAUUCCAAUUUGCCCGUUUCAAAGAGUUAUCAAUUGAUGAAAGCGCUUACCUUUUUCUCGAACUUUAAAAAUAAAUCGAAUGAAACCGAGCCAGCCGUUGAUAUUGGUGCGCUACAAAAUUCGGUGCUGACCAAACGAAAUGCCAAGAAAUUAGAACCGAAAAACAGAUCAAAUUCGCAAAAAACGACGGUUAAAACGUCACAAUCAACAACUACAAGUACAACGACAACAACAAGUACAACGACCCGCAAACCAAAAUCGGAUCCAAAAAAAUCCGAACCAAAAAAAGAUGAAAAACCGAACAAAUCCUAAACAUUAUUUUCUGAUUAUUUCACGAAAUAGUCGUGUUGAGUUAAUUGGGCACUGUGUGAUGUAGAGAACCAUUUAAAUUGUUAUUUUCUCACUUUUGAGUUACGUUUUUUGUUUGUCAACACAACCAUUAUCAUUUUGGUACAAAUCAUAGAUUUGUAUGCGAUUGCCUCCACUCAAUUCACUCAAGUCGCGUGAAAAUUUAUGAUAUAAUUUUCGUGGGUUCCUGUGUGGUGAGAGACAGUUAAAAUGCAGACACAAUUUAUUUAUAAUUUAAUAAUAAUAAUGCUUAUAGGUUUAGUUUUUGGUCGAAUGAAAUUAAUCAUAGUUUCACACUCUCUCUCACACACGCGCGCACACACACACACACACAUGUAAAUAGGCGAUGAAAUGAAUUUUUAGACAUCCAUCAAACUUAGACUUUCCAUUUUUUUAAUCCACAUUUAUCGAAGAAACAACACAAAAAAAAUGAAUGACCAAUCAAUAAUUUAAAACAAAAAUGCAUGACUUCUUCGUAUUUAUUGUUUAGUAGUUUAAAAAAAGUAUGCGUUGCGUCUUUGAGUCAUUUACAAAUUUAAGCUAUAUUUAGGUUUUUAGAUCGAAGCACACACAUACAAUCCAAUCAUAAAAACAAUUCUUAGUCGAUUACUUCAAUUCAUAUUGUUA